AUGGCACCCUACCUCCAGCUACUCGGCGGCUCUGCCGUGCUCGCUUACAUCCUGCAGAGAUUCUCGCCAUAUCCUAUUGGAACCAUUCUCACGACGGUGAUCUUAUUCUCAGCAUCGUUCACGGCCUAUGCGUUCUGGUAUGUCGUGGUGUAUCCAAAAUUCCUCAGCCCGCUUCGCCACCUACCAACGCCACCGGACAAUGCAUUCUUUACAGGCCAGACAAAGCAGAUCAUGCGAGAAGCGUCCGGCAUACCCAUGAGAAAAUGGAACGAUACCGUGCCCAACGAGGGCUUGUUGCGCUACAGCAAUUGGUUCCAGGAUCGAGUGCUAGUAACCGGACCCAAACAACUUGGAGAAGUGCUGGUGACGAAGAACUACGACUUUGUGAAGCCAAGGCAGUUCCGCCACAACCUAGGCCGCAUACUAGGCGUAGGCAUCUUGCUGGCGGAGGGAGAUGAACACAAGAUGCAGCGGAAGAACCUCAUGCCUGCAUUCGCGUUCCGCCACAUCAAGAAUCUGUACCCUUCGUUCUGGAGCAAGUCGCGGGAGAUGACGGAGUGCGUAGCUGAAGCCUCCAAGUCGACAGUGCCGCAUUCCGAAAAGUCGAAGUCUGAGGAUAGCGAGAAGGCGGCAGCAGAUGCACCUCAACACGCACCAGGCGUUCUUGAGAUCCUUGGUGCGUUCGUUCCGCCGCAAAUUCUUACGCGGCUGCCGAUAAAGCGGAACAAUACCAUCGAUGGAGCAUCACAGUACAUUAAGCAAGUUUGCCGGGAUCUGAUCGCCAGCAAGCGCGCCAAGCUGGCAGAGAAAGAAGAGACAGGUCUUGAUAUUAUCAGCGUGGCCCUUGAGUCCGGCGGCUUCACCGACGAAGAGCUAGUCAACCAGAUGAUGACGUUCCUCAUCGCCGGUCACGAAACCACCGCAACAGCAAUGCAGUGGGCGCUGUACCUUCUAUGCAAGAACCCAGAAGCGCAGGAGAAGCUGCGACAGGAAGUUCGGUCUAAGCUCCCCAGCCCUGACGAAGACCUCACGGCUGCAGAGUUGGACAACUGCAACUACCUCCGCGCUGUCUGCACAGAGACGCUCCGUCUUUGCGCGCCGGUCAGCCUGACAUUGCGAGUUGCAGACCGCGACACGAGCAUAGGCGGCCAGUUCAUACCCAAGGACACGACUAUCAUCCUCGCCCCCUGUGCGACCAACACCUCCAAACAACUCUGGGGCGAAGACGCUCUCGACUUCAAGCCUGAAAGAUGGCUCGAUGCCGAUGGGAAGGCGAACAACAAGGGCGGCGCAGAGUCGAAUUUCGCUAUGAUGACGUUCCUUCAUGGGCCGCGCUCGUGUAUUGGGCAGAAGUUCGCACAAGCGGAGUUUGAGUGUCUUCUUGCUGCUUGGGUGGGCAGGUUCGAGACUACUUUUGAAGAGGGGAGUCCGUUUAUUGACAAUGAGCCGGAGAUUAAGGGUGGGAUAACGUCGAAGCCGAAGGGCGGGCUCUGGGUGCGGUGUAAGGAGGUGGGAGGGUGGUAG
Molecule: messenger RNA, 1524 nt
Organism: Saxophila tyrrhenica
Lineage: Eukaryota; Fungi; Ascomycota; Dothideomycetes; Mycosphaerellales; Extremaceae
Exons: 2
Coding region: 1-1524 (507 amino acids)
Molecular function (GO): monooxygenase activity; oxidoreductase activity, acting on paired donors, with incorporation or reduction of molecular oxygen; heme binding
Source: RefSeq, a predicted model, not a curated record